GGAAAUAUGCGCAGUUUUGCGCACGUAUCCAUGUAGUCCUUAUUAUUGUGAUAAAGUUACAAAGUGAGUUCUAUGCUAACGUUUAAUCGAUAUCGCAGCAUCCACAGGGCGACUGUGAAUAAUAUGUGAAGGCCAAGGCAAUAAACGUUAAAUAUACCAAAAAUGUAAAUAUAUUUCUAGACCAUAGUGAACAUUACACUACAUUUCCGAAUUGUGUUGGGUUAACUUUUGUGAAGUAGGCUAAGUUUCCGUAGCAAGCGCAUCCUCCCAAGAUGUCAUGCGCUGUGCGCACUCCGCAGCACCGGCAAUGAAACAUAGGAUGUGGAUAUGAGAUGAUGUUGGUGAAGCUGUAUCCAGACAAGCACGAUGCAGCUAAACCAAAACAAAAGAUAAGGCUGGCAACGGUAACAUGGAGAUCGAAUUUGGACUUUGAUUGCAGCGGCGAAGGUUUACAAGGUGUCACGCGCACGGGUUGUAGCGACACUUGUUUUAGCCUCUAUCCUAAAUUGCGUGUCCGUCCGGUCUCGAGCAUCCCUCUUACGUCAGUACUGUCCAGUAAGCGCUCUAGUGUUUUUAAGUGCACGUAUAUAAUAGUAGGUUUCAAAGGCGAGUUCCGUUUUGUAAAAUAUAAGUCGUUGUAUCUGGAUACUUCUUACCAAUAAGGCUUAUUUUGUGUGUGUGUGGGAGGGUGGGGGUGGUGGUGGGCAGGCAGGCUCUUUCCCUCCAACUGACCACUGCCGCUGCACCAGUGUCCUGGUUGUGCUGAGUGUUGUAUGCAGGCAGUAGUAGCUGACUCGAGUUGGGACGUUGUUUCUUCAGCUGUGCCCUGAGUGUCCUUGAACUGUGCAUCAUCAUGUCAGCUCAGCAGUCAGUCAGACUGCGUCUCUUUUCCCUCAAUUGCUGGGGAAUCCGCUACCUCAGUCGUCAUUGUUCUCAGCGCUACCAGAUGAUUGCAGAGCUGCUGGACAGAGAGCAGCAUGACAUUGCACUGUUACAGGAGGUGUGGAGUGAGAAAGACUACCUCUACUUAAAAAGAACGCUGGCUACCUCUCAUCCUUUCACCCACUACUUCAGAAGUGGAGUCAUUGGCAGUGGACUGGCAGUGUUUUCAAAGCACAGGAUUCAGGAUGCCCUGCUCUACCAAUAUUCUCUUAACGGCUAUCCAUACAUGAUUCACCAUGGUGACUGGUUUGGAGGCAAAGCAGUGGGCCUGGUUAUUCUGAAUGUCUGUGGAAUGAGAGCACACAUCUAUGUCACACAUUUGCAUGCUGAGUACUGUAGGAUGAACGACACCUACCUUCCCCAUAGGACAGUGCAGGCUUGGGAGCUGCUCAACUUUAUCCGACAUACAUCUGCUGAUGCUGACUUGGUGAUUUUGGGGGGAGACUUGAACAUGCACCCUCAGGACUUGGGCAUGCGUCUCCUCAGGACUCAUUCUGGACUCAGGGACUGCUACACGGAGACUGACACCUUUGAUGGUUGUGAAGAUGGCAUUACACUUAUCGCUGAUAACACCUUUACAAAAAAGAAAGAUUUGCUUCCUUUUGAGAAAGGGAUCCGCAUCGACUACAUUCUAAUGAAGGGCUCAAACAGUGUCUGUGUGAAAUGUGAGUCCAUGUCAACCACCAAGGGUUCAGUCCCAGACAAGCCUUUCCCUUACUCUGACCACGAGUCCCUGACCUCCCAGCUACUCGUCCAGCACACUGAGGGGAUGGACAGAACCAGGGAGAGGCACACCGACUCCUCAAACACAGGUGCUCCUGUGCGCGAGCUGGUGGAGGUGGUGAGCGAGGCGCGCGGUGUUGUCAAGGAGGGCUUCCGCCAGACGGAGCGGCUGCAGCUGAUGGCCAUGUGCCUGCUGGCCGUGGGUCUGGCCUUCCUGCUGCUGCCCGCCACCACACUGCCCUGGCUCUCGCACCACAGCCAUUGCGUGGUGUCCUACUCCCUGCUGGGCCUGCUGGGCGCGCUGGGCCUGGCCAUGGUGGCUGCCGGCACUCUGCUCUACGUGCUCUUCACCGCCCAGCUCAAGGCCCUGCGUGGGACGGAGGCCAGUAUGAAGCUGGCCAGCGCCAACCUCCAGGAGAGGGACGGAGGCUGUCUGACGGACGAGGGCGGUGACGAGGACGAGGCGGGGAUGCUGCCGUCGACGCCGCCGCAUCUGCCACGCGGAGAUGCAAGACCCCAGCAGCCCACUCCACUGGACUGUGAGGAGUAACCGAACCUCAUUCUCCUGCGGAUCCUAUGGAAGUGGUGUGGGCUUAGGCCCUGCAAUGGAGAGGCUUUCACCUUCGCAUGAGGGUGACGAAAAUGAAGAGAGACAGAUCAAGGGUGGCACCAUGCACUCCACUAGCUUUAUGGAAUGUGUCCUCUCUCAGCCCCUUGCUUGUGCAAAUGACUCCCUUUGACUCCACUGAAGUCUGUAAUAUACUGAAAGACAGUGACUAACACUCUUUUCUCACAAGUGUAAAAUUAAACCAGUGUUACUUCCUUUAGAUAGACUGUAGUGUCAAGUGAAUAGUGACAUUUCCAUUGCAUUACGUUGCAACUAUAAUGAGCGUGCUUUUUUGCCAUUACACAUCUUUUUUGUAGAAAAUAAUAAUAAAAAAUAUAUAUUUAAUUAUUGCUGUCGAUGGAGGGGGUGGGGGUGUAAUUUUGUUACUUGUGUGCAAUUCUACAGAACGUCCACUAGAUGGCACCUUUUCACACAAUGUGGCCCUGUGUGACCUUCCUCUGGUUGUAUCCAUUUGAUACAUGUCCAGCCAUAGUUCUUAUCAAAUAUUCAAUGUAAUUUCAUUGUUCCUUAUGCAUUGCACGAAACCACUUUUCUUGACCCGCUUG
Alosa sapidissima (American shad) is the source of this 2838-nucleotide messenger RNA. It is a transcript of the gene smpd2a, whose product is annotated as sphingomyelin phosphodiesterase 2a. NCBI's taxonomy places the organism in Eukaryota, Metazoa, Chordata, Actinopteri, Clupeiformes, Clupeidae. The transcript is spliced from 11 exons. The coding region runs from base 854 to 2215 and encodes 453 amino acids. The record is from RefSeq and is a predicted model, not a curated record. Gene Ontology annotation, molecular function: sphingomyelin phosphodiesterase activity. Gene Ontology annotation, cellular component: cytoplasm.